Messenger RNA from Apodemus sylvaticus (European woodmouse), 3319 nucleotides. RefSeq names its product zinc finger protein 691 (gene Znf691). Gene Ontology annotation, molecular function: DNA-binding transcription factor activity; RNA polymerase II cis-regulatory region sequence-specific DNA binding. Bases 1350 to 2201 code for a protein of 283 amino acids. The record is from RefSeq and is a predicted model, not a curated record. Gene Ontology annotation, biological process: regulation of transcription by RNA polymerase II. NCBI's taxonomy places the organism in Eukaryota, Metazoa, Chordata, Mammalia, Rodentia, Muridae. The transcript has 3 exons.
ACUAAUAGUGUGUGAUAGAUACUUAGACUUCACACACAUCUUCAGUUCCAAACAUAAUUGCUUGAAUAGUCAAUCCUAAAACUAACUCAUGCUGGUCUUACCUAUUGAGAGAAAUUAUCAAUAGAGAAUAGAGCUAUUUGUAGGGGCAGAAAAUGUAUAUCUGUCUGUCUGUCUGUCUGUCUGUCCAUUUAGUCUGUAUAUCCUUAUAUCCUUACAAUAGUUGUGCCAGGGAUCUUAUAGAGGAGAGAGCUGGGAUUAUAAAACUUGACCCUCUCUUUUCUCUUUUCUGAUUGUGUGUGUAUGUGUGUGUGUGUGUGCUCAUGUGUACUUGUGUAUAGGUGCUCAAGGAGCCCAGAUUGGCUAUUGGAUCCCUUGGAUGUGGAGGUACAGGUGGCUGUAAACUACCUGAUGUGGGUGCUGGGAAUCCAGGUCCCCUGAAAGAGCUGUAACUGCUCUUACUGAGUCAUUACCAGCCCUAAAGCUUUUCCAGCUACAAAGACAACCAUUGAAAGACCACACAAACAGGAAAAGCUUGUAGUUAGCUUACCCAACAACUUAUCUUUACCCUCUUUAUCUUGCAAGCUUCCUUAUCUUUUUUGUUCUUCAAAAUAAAAUCUGGGAAAAAAACCACCACCAGCCAACCAAACAAAAACUAUCUCUGGAUAUCUUACUAGACUAUUAUAUCCAGACUGAUGAGAGAUUUCUGGGUUAACAGGAUCACAUAGGACAUAGAAAACAAAACAAAACAAAACCUAUGUUGGGCCACUGGCCGACCAGGCUCGAGGUCAUUCCUUGGAAGGGGACACUUAGCUUCUCGGACAAAGAGAUCAAAUUACUUUAUCUUUAAACUUCUUUCCAGGUUCAUGCUCUUUUAAUUUUAAACUAUAAACUUUAAAUGAAGUGCGAGGUUUCGAUCGAGGACCACCAUUUCAAAAGACAAACAGAAAAGAAACCCGAUGACCUUAGAAGUGAAGACAGCUUCACAGCUGAGUUCUGAAUAUUUUCAGCGAAGCAAGACUCAGGACUACAACUCCCAGCAUGCUGCGCCCUAGACCAAUGUUUAUUGGCUAUCCCACUAGGUUUUGUGCAGAGUGACACUUAGUGCAGCCAAUAGAGAGGAAGACAGUUUCCAGGAUCCAAUCCAGACGCUGCAGAGGCGGGUACUCUCUGGGUUCCGGCUCCGGCUCUUCCCCCGCCCACCGAGGCGGCGCUGUCCCUGACCGAGCUGCGGGAGUGAGAAAAUCAACUGAGCGCCCAGCCUUGUGCUAUAGAAAGCUGCUACAGUGAUCCGGUCCCUUAAGUUGCUUAUACAUAACUAUUGAGAAGAGAUGUGUGAAAAAGGUUAGGAGAUGAGCAGCGAGAAGGAGCAGGGUCCCGAAGCACACCUGCCUGCGGAAGGGGAAGGGGCUAAGCCGUGGAGAGCGGAUGGCUCAGAGGAUUCUCAGAUCACAUCUGGGGAGGAACAUGGGCAGGAGAGCCUGUCCGAGGGGCUCCACGCAACGCAUCCACAAAAGCCACGGCAGAAAGUCACUGCCCAAGCUGGGGGCCCCGGGGACUCCGUGACGUUUUCAAGCCCAGAGACAGAUGAGAAGCCUUUUAUAUGUGCCCAGUGUGGCAAGACCUUCAACAAUGCCUCCAACCUGAGGACGCACCAGCGGAUCCACACUGGCGAGAAGCCAUACACGUGUUCAGAGUGUGGAAAGAGCUUCUCCCGGAGCUCCAACCGCAUCCGGCACGAGCGCAUCCACCUGGAAGAGAAGCACUACCAGUGUGCCAAGUGCCAGGAGAGCUUCCGGCGGCGCUCGGACCUCACUACGCACCAGCAAGAUCACCUGGGCCAGCGGCCAUACCGCUGUGACGUUUGUGGCAAGAGCUUCAGUCAGAGCACCACGCUGGCUGUGCAUCACCGAACCCACCUGGAGCCAGCCCCUUACAUCUGCUGUGAGUGUGGGAAGAGCUUCAACAACAGCUCCAGCUUUGGGGUGCACCACCGUACCCACACGGGCGAGAGGCCUUACGAGUGCACUGAGUGUGGGCGGACUUUCAGUGAUAUCUCCAACUUUGGUGCACACCAGAGAACGCACAGAGGGGAGAAGCCGUACCGGUGCACGCUGUGUGGGAAACACUUCUCCCGCAGCUCCAACCUCAUCCGACACCAGAAAACACACUUGGGCGAGCAGGAUGAGAAGGAUUCUAGCUAAAGGGGAGCCCUGCUUGGAGAGUGAGGGGAGCAUGGAGCCCGCCUUGAUGGGAGGAGGAGGCCUUCGGUCCUGCCGUGUCCUCCAGGAUUAUAAACCCUUCACUUGGCUGCGGAACAGCUCCUUCUCGCCUUUGCAGUCAGGAAAUCCUGAGAAGCGCCUGAGUAAAAAUCCUGCCUCUUCCCAACAGUUUCUUUGCCUUGGAAAAUCAUAGUGCCUGCUCUUCAUUUCCUCAGUGGAGGGGGAAAUGGGAAAGGUUCAGGACAUGCUCUUGUCACUGGGGUGUCAGUCCCCAGGCUUGGGGUAGUGCCUGAGAUGGUGUCAUUGUCUGCAGGUCCUCCAAAGUUGUCUAGCUUCACACACACGGCCUGUGAGUUCCUACCUGCUGUGCCUCACCCCGUGUCAGCCUCUAGAGCCUUAGGCUGGGGGCAUGGCCCUCCUGUUGACAGGCCUCUUCAGUCCGAGAAGAGGCUGUGGCCCUUCAGUAAGAAAGGAAGCCUCAGGGAUCCACAAUCCAGGGACCCUUACACUCCCAUGCUUUUACCUGGUUUUCUUGACUUUUACCGACUGUGUUUGUCUCCUCAGUGAUUACCAGUAAAACCAUUCAAUGGAAAGAACCUGUGUACUUAUUUGGGGGAUGUGGGGCUGGGGAGAUUGUCCCAGGGUAGCCAUUCUGCAAAAGUGUUGAGUUGACUUCUGAGAAGGUGGCAGUUCCUCUGAAAUGUGAGGGACAGCAGGGCUGAGCCUCUGGAGCCUUUGAAGAGGAUGGGGAGGGAAGUGGUCACCUGAAUGAGCAUCCACUGGAGGCUGCUGGUUGAACAAGCCAUUCUUUACCUCAUUCUGUUCCCACAGAACCCCUCCCAGGCCGGUGAACAGUCUAAAGGAAGGUCAUGAAGUGGGCGUGUGGUGGGACCUGUGUAAGCCUGGCUUUAGCUCAGACAUACGCUUUUUCAUAUGCUUUGUUGGCCUCUGAAGAAGGCUGGCCUACUUCCUAGGCUGGCCUAGAGGUGGGCGCAUGUGUGGCCUCUUGAUAACAACCUUAACCUCUUUGCUCUUGGAAGUCACAGCAGGAUAAGAACCUUUCAAACUUCAGACUAUUGAUUGGGCACUUUUGUGGCUAG